GGUUUUAUAAAUAUUUUGAAGUUUUAUGUAGAAUAUGUAUAUAGAAUAGCCCUUUCGCAUCGCCUUAAAUUGCACUAAUAUUAGCUCAUAGAAAUUAUACAUACAUUGAAUUUCCCAGGAAAAAAUUAUUUGGCCAACUUUUAAAAUCAUGUGGAAUAUAUAUCCUACGCCCACGAGUGGCCUGCUCGAGUCGGGAACGAAAUAAAAAGAAUCGGCCCGGAUAUAAAGGAUUCGAAGCGCUCUUCCCGUUAAGUUUACGCGCCGACCGGUAAACCGGUAGGUCCGUUUACGCCGCGACACGGAAUUGCUCUUUAUGGGUUUGCAAAUUCCGCUCUCUACGCGCUUAUUAGCAACUUAUCGAUAAGCGGCAUCAAAGAUAGCACUAAAAGGGAGAUUCUUAGUAUAAAGGUAGCCUCCUGCGUAACGAUAAAUCGUUAGAAUAAAACUAUGCUACUCGAUCGGUGCAGAUUAAACUGACGUGUAGAUGCGCGAAUUUAACUGCAUAUAUUACGAAUUGCUACGAUUAAUCGUUAGAUAUAUAUACCCACCUUUAGAUAAGAUCCUCGUUCGUGAUUUAAUCCGUAUAAAAUAUUACUGCAAAUACGUUAAAACUUCACAGAACAUAAAUAUAAAUGAACGCCGUAGCGCGCGGAUUAUUACGCGCUUGGUGAUAAGUGAUAAUCAUCACGUGCGGAUUAUUCCGCUAGUGGAUGUAAAUGGAUUAAUUCUCGACGAAUACACAUGGACGUGUCUCGUCGGGACGUAUCCAUUACGAUAAAUCGUAUUAACAGGACGCAAAGUGCACAAUACGAUUUAUCGUUGAUGUGUAGCCAUUCUUAAAUAACACCACUAGCGAUUUAACCCAUUUGCAUUGUUACUUUAAACGCCCUAUUAACUUCAUAAAUCACGAAAAUAAGUGAAUGUCGUAGCCCGUGAAUUAUUACGCGCAGGGUGAUAAGUGAAAUCUUUCACGUGUGGAUUAUCUCACUAGCGGAUGCGAAUGGAUUAAUUCUCGGAGAAUUAAUCGGGGUGUUUCGCAAGGGCGCGACAAAAUGGCGGACGGAUCCCCCUUUUUCGCGAAUAGUGACGCAUCGAUUACGAUAAAUCGUUUUAACAGGACAAAGUGCCGGAGCGCAAAGUGAGUACCGGGCUCAGCGAAGCGUCUCCUCGAGACCGUUACUUGGUCGGCUCGAGAUGGCUUUUCGCGUAGAAUCGUCUACAUAAUCCCGCGUACAGAAAAGCGCCCGAAGGUGUCGGCAGUAAGGGAGACGCGUGCUUCGACGAAUCGAGCAAUUACCGGGAUUACCGUACCGAGGAGCCGCAAUUAAACGGGAAGCACGAGUCGAGUCUUCCUCGGGGACACCCGGGAAAACCGAGGAAAUGCUCCAGUUUCGUUCCCCAAACGUAACACAGCUAAUUGAGAUCCGGAGGAAUGAUAAUCCGCGUUCCUGCAAAUUCAGGGAUCCAUUCAUUCCGUUAGACGAUACUUAUGGAUUUCUGCCCAGUGUUCUCCUGUGAUAUGUUUAUAACAAAUAAAUAAAAAAUUGUGAACAGAUGACGGAGCAUAUUCAGACCCAGUCCCUUCGUUACAGAAGACUAAGGGACUUCUGCCGAUACAUCAAUGGGCUUCUUACGAUACAUUAAUAAGAAAUGACAUAAAUAUUGUAAACUGAUGUCGAAUCGUUUGCAGAUCCUGCUGACCGUGGCUCAGGAUUACGAGGUCUCCGACAUCCAGUGCAGUGGAGCUGGAUCGGCGGCGGACCUUUUGACAGCCAAGAUAAAAAGACCAGUGGGGUUCAAAGGAGCACCCCUCUUUGCUGACGAUAGAUCCGCCAAUCCCCUCGUUGACAUCCACUGCCAAAUCAGGCCAGACUCCAAUGAUCCUCAGGAGGAUAAUUACUUCCUAAAGGUGACCGACUUCUCGAGGUGCGGCGUUCUCAAGAGAAACGGCUUCGUCCACCUGAGAAUCUGGUUCCCGGCGUUCCCAGGUGUGGUAAUGUUGGCCGAUCAGGAAUUGAUCAUGAUGUGUCGACCUCCUGAGCCGACUUUGCUGAGACACAAGGCUGCUGGUUUCGCUGGGACAUUUCCGCACGGAGCUCGCGUUUCCGGCGUCGUAGAGGAAACGCCGGGAAGGUUGGAGUACGAGGUGGCCCUCUACAGAGAGGCGGCGGGAAACACUUCAGAGGCUUCUUCGGGGUCCCAAACGGUGGACCAAGCGGUGCCCAUAGGUACGAAACUGCAGCUGAGAGCUCGAAUAAGCGCCGAAAGUGCCUGGGGGUACAUCAAACUCCUGGAGGUGACGGUGAGCCCCGACCCUGACCAGCCCCACGCUUCGGGGUCCGUGGUCCUCGUCAAGGACGGCUGCAGGAACCGGGACUUCGCCUCCAUAAUUCCCCAUCAACCGGCUCGCUACCGGGAAAGGAAGAACGAGGUUUUCCUUGACUUUGAGGCCUUCCUCUUGAGCUCAAUGAGGGAGAGGUCCACGCUCUGGAUUCACUCCCAGAUCAAGGCUUGCAUGGAGCCCCAGGACUGUCAACCGGACUUCUGUCUGGACCUCUUCGAGCCUUCGGGACACGGGAAGAAAAAGCGAGAUGCGGAAUACGUGGACUCGGACCCCGAGGAGGUCACACCCGAGGCGCAGGCCUUGAUUCAACGUUACAACGACUCGACUCCCUUUACGAAGUUCAAGGAGAACAUCGAGUACACCGUGAUGAUGCCUGGUGAUAUGUACGACAAGGUCGCGGCGGGUCUCGAAAGCAGUUGCGGUAGUUUCCUGUACGUCGCGACCGGUCUCGGGGGUCUUCUGGUUCUUUCAGCCUUCAUAAUGUGUUACUUGGCAUCGAGAUUACACAGAGUGACGUCGACGAUGCCGCAAAACAGGUCCAUCGACGACCUCGUCCGCGAGCGAGCCAGGAAGUACUGCGAGGUCGCCCCCGGGUACACGGGUCGCUCUACGGUCCAAUAAACUGAACACAGUGUUUUCAGUAAAAAAUAAUUCGCAAUUACGAGAACUACCUUUGGCAAAUCAUCUCCAGGCAAAGGUGGUUCUCCCCAAGGUGCGGUAGGUAUGAUACGUCACGAUACGCACGUAUAUUACAUGACGAUUAUACGUCAUGUAAUAUACGUGCUUUUCUGCGUGUACAGUAAACUCCCGUAUAACGCGAUUAAUACGUUAAGCGCUAUAUAAAUUCGCGUUACAGGGAAUCAUGCUGUACGGGAAUUUAUCUCGUAUAACGUGAAACAUAAAGCGCGUUAUAUGAAAACAGUAAAAAAAAUAUCUUUGGCGCGACAUACGAAUUCGCGUUAUACAAGAGCCCACUGUAUGUUACAACGUAUGAUACAUCCCUAAUUUUCUACACGAACCGACCUCGAAUUCUUUCCCUUGCAAUCGACCUACCAAAUAGAGAACGUCUAAGGUCUACGCCAGAAUAUUAAGUUAUUUUACAAUUAAGUUUAAAUUAAUGUAAACCUUGGAGGAAGAGAUCGAGCCAACUCGCGACUUGCUGGAAGGUCGCCGCAAAAGUCACGCUUGACUCCUCUCUUCUCCUGGCUCGUCUGAACACUAUUUAUUUAUUAGAUUAUUUAUUUACUAAGUAAUAUCUCCAUCGUCGCCGACGUCGCUCCCGUAGAUCGUGGGAAUAUUGUAUGUAUAUUAUAAAUAUAUAUACACAGGAAAUAGAACCACGUAGAGCGCAUCUCGUUUACAUCUUCCUCGACGCAUGUUAUAGAAAUACCUUCCCAGGCUGUUUUUUAAUAAUAGAGAAUGCAUUUCCUCGACCUCAAUGUUCGUAAUGGGUCGAUCGACGAGAGCGACGUUAGAUUUUCAAUUACUUUUCCAUUACUUUCGAAUUGGCUAAUGGAUCUUUAAUCGAUCUCCCGAUUAAGCGUCUUCGGGGUCUACAAAUAAGCUACGCUAUUAUUCGUAUUAUUCCGUAGACGUUCACUUUUAGAAUUUUCACCACACUCGAGUUACGGAAUCGAUUAGCAGUUAAUGAAAUGGCGAUACAUAAAAUAAGGAAAAGUUAGGCUUCGUUUCUCGUAACUCUUACUAAAUUACAAAAUAGUGGUAGUUCCUUCUUAGUUGUAGUCGCGUGAAACAUUUUUAUUGAACAAUAAAAACCGAUUAAGAGUU
Molecule: messenger RNA, 4132 nt
Organism: Orussus abietinus
Lineage: Eukaryota; Metazoa; Arthropoda; Insecta; Hymenoptera; Orussidae
Exons: 6
Coding region: 1673-2965 (430 amino acids)
Source: RefSeq, a predicted model, not a curated record